Messenger RNA from Pelobates cultripes (western spadefoot toad), 420 nucleotides. The record is from the annotation of a GenBank genome assembly. Lineage: Eukaryota; Metazoa; Chordata; Amphibia; Anura; Pelobatidae.
AUGGCUGCCGCAACAACCAGGGCCCUCCAUGAGGACCGGAUAGAGCAGGCUUUCGUGCGCUUUUGGGCCAACAGUGGGCAAAGAGCAGAGAGGGACGUUACAGCAAAUUCCACGCUGCAGGACCAACUUAGAAGACAGCGAGGCAUGAAGUCCAAAACGGCGACAACAGCAGGCAGGCGCCACUGGAACAGCAACAAUCCGCGACCAAGCCAAGCGAAGGGACCCACAACAGGGACUAUGCGUUACCCACCAAGCGAGCUUUCUCCCUGCAAGGUGACCAUACAUCCCUGCAUUCCUGAAACACAGAGACUGAAAGUUAGUGCCCACACAUACUACUGCCCUCCUCGGUCGACCCACACUCAAGGCACCCUGAAAAAGCCACGCUCUGCGCUCCACCGUCAGGUCACACCAACAGCCUGA